Molecule: messenger RNA, 3075 nt
Organism: Nerophis lumbriciformis (worm pipefish)
Lineage: Eukaryota; Metazoa; Chordata; Actinopteri; Syngnathiformes; Syngnathidae
Source: RefSeq, a predicted model, not a curated record
AUGUAUGGGCGUUACACUCAGGAGCUGGGUGUCUACGCCAAGGCAGAAGCGGCCCGCUUACGGGAUGGUGGCGUGCGCAAUGGCGGAGGACUGCGGCGGAACACCAGCGUCCGAAGUCGCACUGUGGACUUCCAAGAGUACAAGAAAGGCCCGUGUGCUAAGUGCCUGUCGUGUGCAUCUAGCUGCCAAAAGUUCUUGAUCUCGCGGGUGGGUGAGGACUGGAUCUUUCUCAUCCUGCUGGGGCUGCUCAUGGCGUUGGUUAGCUGGGUUAUGGACUACGCCAUCGCCUUUUGCCAAGAAGCACAGAAGUGGAUGUACGGCGGCCUGGACAGCAAUCUGCUCCUGCAGUACAUCGCCUGGGUCAGCUACCCCGUGGUGCUGAUCACGUUCUCUGCUGGAUUCACCCAGAUCUUGGCUCCUCAGGCCGUGGGCUCAGGCAUUCCGGAGAUGAAGACCAUCCUAAGGGGGGUGGUCCUGAAGGAGUACUUGACCUUUAAGACGUUUGUAGCCAAGGUCAUCGGUCUCACCUGUGCUCUGGGCAGCGGCAUGCCUCUGGGGAAGGAGGGGCCUUUUGUACAUGUUGCCAGCUUGUGCGCCGCACUUCUCAGCAAACUUAUGGCUGCUGUUUUUGGAGGAAUCUACAUGGAAGAGCCCUUUGAGGGAAGCAAGAACGAGUUGCGAAACACCGAAAUGCUGUCAGCUGCUUGUGCAGUGGGUGUGGGAUGCUGCUUUGCUGCACCCAUUGGAGGGGUGUUGUUCAGUAUCGAGGUCACCUCAACGUUUUUUGCGGUGAGGAACUACUGGAGGGGCUUCUUUGCUGCUACCUUCAGUGCCUUCAUCUUCCGAGUGCUGGCUGUGUGGAAUAAGGAUGAAGAGACCAUCACCGCUCUCUUCAAGACUCGAUUCCGUCUGGACUUUCCCUUCGACCUUCAGGAGCUGCCGGCCUUCGCCAUCCUCGGCAUCGCAUGUGGUUUCGGCGGCGCCCUCUUUGUCUACCUGAACCGGCUCAUCGUGGAGUGCAUGAGGCGGCAAAAGACCAUUAACAAGCUCUUGCUGAGGAAUCCAUCUCUUCCUGUCAGGCGUUUGGCGUAUCCGGCGAUCGUCACCCUGCUAGUGUCCACCCUCACCUUUCCUCCGGGCUUUGGGCAGUUCAUGGCUGGCCAGCUAACCCAGCACGAGUCACUGGUGGCGUUGUUCGACAACCGCACAUGGUGCCGCCACGGCGUGGCCGAGGAGUUUGAAUAUAUUGGCCACCACCACGGCUGGAAGCACCCACAGGUCAACGUCUUCAUCACGCUCAUCCUCUUCAUCGUUAUGAAGUUCUGGAUGUCCGCUGUGGCUACCACCAUGCCCGUUCCGUGUGGGGCCUUUAUGCCAGUUUUUCUCAUCGGCGCAGCAUUUGGCAGACUGGUUGGAGAGAUCAUGGCUGCCGUGUUUCCUGGCGGUAUCCAUGCCGACGGCAGCGUGUAUCCCAUAGUGCCUGGCGGUUAUGCUGUAGUUGGUGCAGCAGCGCUGUCCGGUGCCGUCACUCACACCGUGUCCACGGCGGUCAUCGUCUUCGAGCUGACCGGUCAGAUUUCGCACAUCCUGCCCGUGAUGAUCGCGGUGAUUCUGGCCAAUGCCGUGGCUCAGGCGCUCCAGCCAUCACUCUAUGACUCCAUCAUCCGCAUCAAGAAGCUGCCCUAUCUUCCCGAGUUGGGCAUGGGGCAUCACGAGAAGUACAACAUUCGCGUGGAGGACAUCAUGGUGCGGGACGUGCGCUUCAUCACGCUCACCUCAUCCUAUCGGGACCUGCAGGAGAUGCUACUGACCGGUCAGCUCAAAACACUAGCUUUGGUUGAAUCAAGAGACUCCAUGAUCCUCCUGGGCUCCAUCGAGAAGCUUCAGCUUCAGUCUCUGCUCUCGCUGCAGCUGAGUCGCCAGCGCCGCUUGAGCCACCUGCGCCAGCUGGUCUUGGACAGCGAUGCCGACGAAAGCCCAAGCGGCGAUGUCCCCCCGGCCAAUAAGCGCGACGGCAAUGCUCAUCAAGGGGUUCGCUUCCUGGUGAGCACCCAAGAGAUCUCCACAGAGGAGUCCUCCUCCUUCACCCCAGUGGUCACCAACGUUCAGCUUCCGCUCAAAUCGGCGCUGAAAUGCACAUCAGCAGUCAGCAACACCGACACACCCGACAGCUCUCAGACGCUGUCCUGUGCUGACCAAGACAAGGAGCUGCUAGAGAGUCCAUCUGGAUCGGUCUCAUGUGAAAGAAAGAAACCAAAACGCGUGAGGAUCACCAUGUCGGAUGCGACUGAAGUAGAGGAUUGCAUGAGCCCAACUGAGAUCACAGAGUGGGAGGAACAGCAGCUGGACCAGCCGUUGGAUUUUAAGAAUUCCAAGAUUGACCCAGCUCCAUUUCAGCUUGUGGAACAAACCUCACUGCAUAAGACUCACACGAUCUUCUCCCUGCUGGGUCUGGAUCACGCCUACGUGACCAGUAUGGGCCGUCUGGUCGGUGUUGUCUCUCUCAAAGAGCUACGUAAGGCCAUCGAGGGCUCGGUGACAGUGACCGGGGUGAAAGUACGCCCACCGUUGGCCAGUUUCCGUGACAGCGGCAACAGCAGCAGCAUAUCUGAAGUAACCGAGCUGCACAAGCUGUGCAUUCGCCACAGGGGGCUCUCGUUGCCGCGGGAACCCAACCCCCCGGACCAGACGGACGACCGGCUGGACACGGGCUACCAAGAGAUGCCCGUCGAUGUGUCGGAACGGACCGGGUCGAGCUUUGAAGCCGGCCCGGGACAGAUGUCACAGCCAUUGUGUGAGCUUCAGGAUAGCCCCUCGUUCACUGAGGACCAAUCAGAGUUCACUUUUGACUGCAGCACCUCCCACACUGAGGAGUCCGAGCUGGUUUGUGACAACGAGCCGCCGCUGAACCAAACUUCUGAGCCAGAUCAAGCGGAGCAAGGAAGUGACAGUCUCGCUCUGGGUGGGGACCAAUCAGAACAAGAGGCAGUUGACCUCCUGCCGGGGUAUAAGUUCCGGCGUCAACCUCGUACCAGCCCCUACAGAACCUUCUCGCGUGUGGCACGAGGAUUCUGA